AUGGAGUAUUCUGAUUCAACAACCGCGGUACUAACAACUGAGUACUUUGCGAUGAUUUUUAUUGCUAAUGUCACCCAUUCUGACAUUGUUAUUUCUCCGGUUACAUCACCGAAUACUACUCAGACGCAGAGAUAUGCCGAUGUUGCUACAAUGGUGUGUGCGGUUAGCGAAGAUAUUUACUACAGAACUGGGAGUGCUAUAGCUCUUUUCGGUGUUAUCUUAAACGGUUUGUUCAUUUAUGUUAUUAGCCGAGCACAGUCAAUGCGAAUAACCGUCAAUGUCUAUAUUGUGAACUUGGCUUUCUGCGACUUCUUACUUUUAAUUACGGUGUUGAUAUAUUACGUUCUCAUUUUGCUUGGGGCCAAUGAUGAUUUGAAUAACAGGGGAUUCGUGUGCUAUAUGUCAGUGUUUCACAACUGUUUGCUAUUCACGUCGCUUUUCACUGUUGUCGUCAUCAGCAUCGAACGAUACAUCGGGAUUUGUCAUCCGCUGAGAUUCCGCAACGUCCUUUCCAAAUCUCGAGUGAUUUCCUUGGUUCUCACAACAUGGAUAAUUGGCCUGGUGUUGAGUAUACCAAGAACUUUUGAAUGUAUAACAACGGGGCACGCGUUGGUGCAGGUGAGAAACGUCGUCUAUCUGCUGUACAUUAUAUUCUUCCCGGUUGCCUUGGCAACGGUCUCCAUAAUGUACAUUCUCACAGCGCGGAGCUUCAGUAAAUUUGUGGGUCAGCUAGAGGAAAGCCAAGGCAUAGACAGGCGUGAUGACGAAAGGCAACUCUGCAUAACGUGUGCCGCGAUUGCCACGUUGUUCUUUCUUUGUCUCGCACCGUCUGUCUACAAGUUUACGCACCAUUUAAUAUAUAACAUCACGGGCGAUAUAAAGGGCGACAUACACACGGUAAUGUGCAUUUACGACUUAGCUCGGUGGAUGCUGCUUAUCAACUCAGUUGUCAAUCCAGUAGUGUACAACUUAAUUAAUUCAACCGGUCGUCAAGCCUUUGUUCAGGCAGUGCGCUGUUCAUCCACGUCUCCGACCUCGUCCAGUGAUGGUGUAAAUAACAGAUCGCCGAACAGGACCUUUGUAUAA
Messenger RNA from Saccoglossus kowalevskii, 1086 nucleotides. Its product is annotated as tachykinin-like peptides receptor 86C-like. NCBI's taxonomy places the organism in Eukaryota, Metazoa, Hemichordata, Enteropneusta, Harrimaniidae. The record is from RefSeq and is a predicted model, not a curated record.